Messenger RNA from Brassica oleracea var. oleracea, 1062 nucleotides. RefSeq lists its product as uncharacterized. The record is from RefSeq and is a predicted model, not a curated record. Bases 1 to 1062 code for a protein of 353 amino acids. NCBI's taxonomy places the organism in Eukaryota, Viridiplantae, Streptophyta, Magnoliopsida, Brassicales, Brassicaceae. The transcript has 3 exons.
AUGAUGCGUGGUGACCAUGACGUCUCGAUUUCAUACUGGAAAGCAUGGAAGUCAAGGGAUAUGGUUGUGGAUAAUGGCCACGGAACGUGUAAUGCUUCUUACAUAAAGCUUCCGUCUUAUCUAAAUAAUCUGGUCUUAGAAAAUCCGGGAUCUUUAGCCAACUUACGCACAGACCAAACCGAGGAAGGGGGCCACCGGUUCAAAUAUAUGUUCCUCGCCUUAGGAGCUUCAAUUGAAGGAUAUAAGGGGAUGAGGAAGGUAGUGGUCAUUGAUGGGACUCAUUUAAAAGGAAGAUAUGCAAGAUGUCUGCUCACGGCAUCAGCCCAAGAUGGGAACUACCAAAUCUUUCCCUUAGCCUUCGCCAUUGUUGAUAGCGAGAAUGACAAGUCGUGGGAGUGGUUUUUCCAAAACCUAUCAGCAUUUGUGCCCAAUGAGCCUGGAUUGGUCGUCGUAUCCGACAGGCAUCCCUCCAUCUACAAAGGGAUUAGCAAGGCGUAUCCAAGUUCAGGCCACUGCAUUUUUGUUCUCCAUCUGAAGAGAAACAUCAGGUCCAAUUUUCGUGGGAGUCAUUUGGAAUACCUAGUUGUGAAGGCAGCAAGGGCUUAUAAGUUGAGCGAUUUCUACGUUACAUUCAACGAGAUUAAAGCGAUGGAUCCAAAGUGUGCAGCAUACCUAAUCGAGAUCGGUUUUGAGCAUUGGGCGCGAUCCCAUUUCCCUGGAAACAGGUACAACGUUAUGACCAGCAACCUCGCUGAGUCUAGGAAUUCUGUUUUGAGCAAGGCGAGAGAGUUUCCCAUUGUCCAAUUGAUCGAUUUCAUCAGGGGGAAGCUAAUGACAUGGUUUGCAAAGAGACGUGAUUCGGCUAGCAAGAGCGGUGGAAUGCUAGCUAUUCCAUGCUCUCACGCCAUUGCUGCUGCACUCAAAGCUAAGAUAAAUGUGGAGGAACUGGUUAUUGAUGAAUACAAGCUAGACUCCCUGAAUCGUGCCUAUGAAGGAAUUAUACUCCCCGAAUCAGCCUCACCAGUGGGAGUAGGAAUGCCUUCUAUUGUGUCUGACCUCUAG